ACCAGUUUUUGCUUCACUGGUAUUACAGAGAGAAUUGCGGCACAAAAUGCCCGGUAUUUUGAGUAAGAAGAUGCAAAUCACGAGAAUAACAACCCUUUGCUUGCAAUCGAUUUUACUAAUCCUUCAAUUCUUCGCACUGUUUGCUUGUGUCGGAUAUUUUGUCAAUUAUAUCUAUGUCUUCGCUAAUUUGAGAGAUGAGUACUACUAUCCGGUGAUUAUAUUCUUCACGACCAAUGGUCUCAUACUAAUGGGCAUCUGGAAUACAGUUAUCAUAUUUUUGGCACUUUUGCUCAUUGCUCUCAUACAACAGGAGGGGUGGGCAGGGAUGAGGAGACGGGCGCCGAGAGAUACUACGGUUGCCAAUACUAUUGCUAACCCAGGGGCUCAACAGUAUAGCUAUUUGGAUAACAACCCGCCCCCGGAUUAUAAUUCAGUCAUCAUGAGUAAGCCACCGCUGACCCCACCAUCUUAUCAGUCCGUCGAGUUAAUGCCCGUCCAAACAGUUAGUUCAAUGAGCCAUUGGCAACGAGUAAACUCAAGUAUUUUCAACCGUUUUGGUCAGAGGAGACUGUUUGGACCCCCGACUACUAAUGGCUUGAUUGUGAUCGACCAGAAAAAGAAAUCCAAAAAUAAUGACCUAAUUAUAAUUCAUCCGGGAAUGAUGCAAAGUGAUCCAGGACUCUUUGGACGUCCACUCCUCAAUAGAUUGCCAGACCACCGAUUUUGGACAGACCGCCGCCCCUACCAGGAGGACUCGGAGGGCUCGGAGGGCUCGGAGGGCUCGGAGGACUCUUUGACUCGAGUCGUCAACUAA
Molecule: messenger RNA, 814 nt
Organism: Oppiella nova
Lineage: Eukaryota; Metazoa; Arthropoda; Arachnida; Sarcoptiformes; Oppiidae
Source: the annotation of a GenBank genome assembly